Strongyloides ratti is the source of this 1449-nucleotide messenger RNA. Its product is annotated as Na+ channel, amiloride-sensitive family-containing protein. Gene Ontology annotation, biological process: sodium ion transmembrane transport. Bases 1 to 1449 code for a protein of 482 amino acids. NCBI's taxonomy places the organism in Eukaryota, Metazoa, Nematoda, Chromadorea, Rhabditida, Strongyloididae. Gene Ontology annotation, cellular component: membrane. The transcript is spliced from 3 exons. Gene Ontology annotation, molecular function: ligand-gated sodium channel activity. The record is from RefSeq and is a predicted model, not a curated record.
AUGUCAAUAAUGUUACCUGUUAAAAUAUUAUUUUUACUUUUUCUUAAAAAUGAGCUUUAUUUGAUUAAUUGCUAUGUUACAAAUAUACAAUGUUUAAAUAAAGAGGCUUGCAAUUUUGAUAAUGUUAAAGGUUGUACUGAUAAAAUAAUUGGUAUUAAUGAAUAUGAUGUUUCAUGUAUCUGUACAGAUGAAUAUCAAGGUAAUACAUGUAAUGAAGUAGAUAAAUGUUAUUUAAAAAUUGGUGGACAUAUUUGUAGAAAUUUAGAUCAUAAUGCUAAAUGUAAUCCAACAACUGAUGGUAAACUUAAUUGUACAUGUAGUGAUCAAACACUUUUUACUGGAGAAAAUUGUGAAUUUUCAAAUGAUUAUUAUAAUCAAGCAUCAAAUUUAAUUAAUUCAAAUGAAAGAUUUGAAAUUUUAAAAUUAUCAUAUGAACAAUCAUAUAUAAUGGAUGAUGCAUUUCCAUAUUUUUUAGCUGAAACAAAAGCAUCAAAUGAAGAAUUAUCAAAAUUAAGUUGGGAUUUUGAUGAAUUUAUUAUAAAAUCAACAUUUGAUAGAAGACCUUUUGAUGAUAAGUUAUAUUUUAAAAAAACUUUUGAUCCUGCUUUAGGAAAUUGUUAUACAUUUAAUCAUUUUGAACAAAAAGAUUUAUUUAGAACUUUUUAUCGAGGUGUAAAUUAUGGACUUGAAGUGAUUUUUCAAUUAAAAGCUAAUGAAACAUUACCAUGGAUUAAAAGUUCAAGUGUCAAAAUAUUUAUUCAUAAUAAUAAUGAAGUUUUUACAAAAAAAAAUAUUAAUUAUAAAGUUGGAGCUUCUAAGAAAAGUGAAGUUUUUAUUUAUUUAACAGAAAAUGUAAAAUUACCAUCACCAUAUUCUGAAUGUGUAGAAAAAAAUAAAUUAUUUAAAAAUAAUUUUUAUUUUAAUGGUUCAUUUAAUGAAAAUGGAUGUUUCAUAUCAUGUUAUAUAGAUUACAUGAAUAAAAUGUGUAAUUGUCAAGAUCCAACAUAUGGAAUUAAUAAAAAAAUUAAUGAUUAUUGUUUCAUAAAAGAUAGAAAUUGUAUUGAAAAUAUUUUAAAAACUAAAGGCGAUCCUGUUUAUUGGCCAGAAUGUAAAUGUUCUGUACCAUGUAAUUAUUUUGAUUACCAAGUUGCAUUAACAAGUGCAUCAUUUUUAAAAUGGAUGCCAGAAUGUACAGCAAUUGAUCCAAUGAAUAUGAAACCAGAAAACAAUCCUGACUCAGUUAUUUGUCAGAAUAUGUGGAAUGAUCGUGUAUGGAUUCAAUUAACAUUAGCUAAUACAGUUAGAACAUACACUAUUGAAAAAUCAAAACAAUCAAUAUCAAAUUUUUUUACAACACUUGGUGCUUUAACAGGAGCAUUAAUAGGAUUAUCAAUUGUUACAAUUUUUGAAUUGAUUAUAUUUUUUCUUCGUUUAACUAGAAUAUUAUAA